CGACGGAGGACGACGCGCGCUGUGACACUGAACCUCGUGUAUUCUCGCCGAUGGCCUAUCCCAGUAUGCAACACGCUCUUACCGGACGUAUCGUAUCCCAGCUUGCAUCGGCGACAUAUUUUGGGGACCGAAGCAUGAGGUGUAUUCGUGUAUUUUUGAUAGCCUCAAGUGACGAGCGGGCAAUGUGAUGUUGCGCUUCCCUAUCACGAAUACGAACGAACACGUCGUGUACGAGAACUCCGUAAGAGCCGAACGCUUCCCGUUCCCCUUUAGCGUCGCAAAGAUAUUCAACUUUCUAUGCCGACCUGGAGGCGCCGUCCUUCGUUUCUCCGCACCUCAGUAUCCAUGAAGGUUUUCUCCGAAGCUUGCGUUGCCGCCAACUCACGAAGCAGCUCUCUUAAGUGCAACUAACACACCUGUGUCACUCCGCACCGGAUACCCGCACGUGAGUACGAUGACAAGUUGCACCUGCUCGUGACUAGCUUCGUAUCAGCGCAUACAUAGACUUUUCAGUCUGCGGCAAGUAAUGUCCGUGCAUAAGACAUAGCCUCUUUGCAGCUCUUUGUGCGCUGAUUGCGUUGGCCUGGGCGCCGCCUUGUCGAGCGCACCAGCCUCCUCGUCUGCAGCUCUCAUCCAGUCCUGUUCACCGCUGACGUCGUCGUCCAGAAAAACGACAGAACAGGCCUGACGCGGUUACUAGCAAUACUGAGAUGUAUACAGGAUCCUGGACGGCGGCGGAGACCACAGGGCGGCGUACGAACGCCGGCGCCGGUGCUCACGACUAUAUGCCAUCAUGCAUCUUACAGCAGCCCUCACGCCGUGCCGACGAGGCGAGGUGGAGCGGGCUCGUUCAACGUAUAUAAGUCGGAUCAGCUGGAACCGUCGCUGUACCAGCCACAAAGAGGGACCUCUCUUGACAGCUUGGCACUUACACUUGGCAGCCUUCUGAAAUCAUGGCGCGUCUCGCGGGCUUGAAGCUCGCGCUCUUCUUCGGUGCUCUCAGCGGCGCGUACGCUGCUAGGCUCGUGAAGCUGCCUGUCCGCGCGUCGGUGGCGAACCCUACAGCACCUCUGGGCAACAAGAUCUCCAAGUUGACUGUAUCCGUCACGACUGGGAAUGACCAGACAUUCGACAACGUGCUUGUCGACACGGGAAGCUCCUCGCUUUGGGUCGGCGCGUCCAGCCCGUACGUCCCGGGUCCCAACUCGAAAGCUACCGGCGAUACCUUUGACAUUGGUUACGACGAGGGCGAUGCGACCGGCCUGGUGUACCUGGACACUGUGACCAUCGGCUCUGCGACGGUGACGAAUCAGUACAUCGGCGCUGCGAACCAGACGUCGCUCCCUGUCGACCUCGAUCCUCUGGACGGCUUCAUCGGCCUGUCGUUCAACGGCUCGAAUGCACACACGAUCAGCGGUAUCGAUGGGCCGACGAAUACGUUCCUGGAUAGUCUUGUCGAGGAGGGUGUCAUUGAGCAGGCGCUGUGGAGUAUGGUUGUCCCGGCGCUUGACGGACAGCAAGUCGGCGAGGGCGAGAUUCUGUUCGGUGGGUACGACGCGAGCAAGGUGGAGGGCGAGAUCGCCUGGCUGGACGUCACCAAUGAGUUCGACCAGUUCACAUGGGCCUUCAGCAUGGACGGCAUAUACUUUGGCGACAGCCAGAUAUCCAAUGACGGCCCGUUGUUUGCCUACACGGAUAGCGGAGACAUCUGGUUGAGUCUCAACAUAGAUAGCUACCUCGCGAUCCAGAAAUUGGUCCCGGGCGCAGCGGGCGCGUCAAUUGGCCCCGCGGGCGAGGUUAUCGCGUUCCCCGCGAACGCCUCCCUCGCUGAUCUGCCGUCGAUUAGCUACUCGAUGGCCGGUCAGAACUUCACGCUCACGCCCGAGCAGUACAUCAUGCCGUCCAGCGCGUACGCCACGUUCGGCAUCACAGACGACGGCCGACACUACACGUGGUUUGGGAGCGCUGGCUUCCAGGCGGACGCGAUCCUAGGUCAGGCGUGGCUCCAGUACUUCUACUCGAUAUACGACGUCGGGAACACGAAGAUCGGGUUCGCGAACUAUGCUUGAGUGGAGAUGUUGUUGCGGGGAGGCCGGGCCAACGUAGGGCUCGGCUUCGUCCGAGAAGCUACCUAGGUGGUUCUUGAUUGUGUUAUCAUCUCUGGCCAGGACACGAUAGCAACACGUAUCUCGACGUAUCUCAUCGGAUAUCCUCUGUCACUGCAAGUUUCACUGCACCCGAGCUACCGGAAACUCUGCAGGCUUCUCAACAUGAUCCCAGUCGUGGCCGCGCGUUGACAUCGUAUAUCUGUUUUUGACAAGAGGAUACCAACCAGUAC
Molecule: messenger RNA, 2338 nt
Organism: Phanerochaete carnosa HHB-10118-sp
Lineage: Eukaryota; Fungi; Basidiomycota; Agaricomycetes; Polyporales; Phanerochaetaceae
Exons: 9
Coding region: 954-2069 (371 amino acids)
Biological process (GO): proteolysis
Molecular function (GO): aspartic-type endopeptidase activity
Source: RefSeq, a predicted model, not a curated record